Messenger RNA from Culex pipiens pallens (northern house mosquito), 8152 nucleotides. RefSeq names its product proton channel OtopLc (gene OtopLa). Bases 1006 to 3993 code for a protein of 995 amino acids. NCBI's taxonomy places the organism in Eukaryota, Metazoa, Arthropoda, Insecta, Diptera, Culicidae. Gene Ontology annotation, molecular function: proton channel activity. The transcript has 13 exons. The record is from RefSeq and is a predicted model, not a curated record. Gene Ontology annotation, biological process: proton transmembrane transport. Gene Ontology annotation, cellular component: membrane.
GGUUCAGGUGUUGUGAGCUUGUGCAUCGCUAGUGCAACUAGGAAUUCUGCGCGCGCGAUACAGGUCGGAUGCUGUCAGUUCCGUAUAGCUGAUAGGUGAAGCUUACAGAGGAUGCAGUUUUCGCGCGGAUCGUCGUGAAGAACCUUCGGAAGAGGGUUGGGGGGAAGAACCGUGUGAUAAAUAGUGGUCCAUUGUGAAAAGUGAAUAGUUGCAGCGCAUCAACAAAACGGAUGUAGGUGAGGGAGUGCGGAAUGGAGCGCUGGCGGAAGGUGCUGUCAACGCAGAAGUUGAAGCAGUUGGCGACGGUUCAUCUGGACACCAGUUGGAUGCUGGCCGGCUUCGCGUAGGGACGUCGUCUGGUCCACCGGAUGCUGCGGAUUUAGAGUCCCGGGACGUACCAGAAUCGUGGCCCGUAAUACACUAUUCUUAGAAAGUUGGAAGAGUUUUUGCGUGCGAGGAGAGAGCUCAUUUGCUGAAACAUCGGCCAGUGUGUGUUUGUUUAAUUUGCCCGUUUGUGUGUGCUAUUUUGUGGUGUGAAUUUUCUCUCAUCAACUAGUCGUUGCUGGCCUUUUCCGUAAACACAAGUUUUUCAGUGGAGAAAAAUAAUCUAGUCUUAAUUGGACCACCCCACCAUCAGGCAGAACGUUCGUUUCUUCGCGGCGGGAACGACGACCUGUAGAUUUCCUUUUUACAUCGACUUUGAACAAAACGAAUGAACGUAGAUGAAAAAAAAAACAAGUGGCGCUACAAGUGGUAAAAACGUAAAAAUACACGCAAGUGCAAGUACGUGUGCAAGGUGUGCGUUGUGACUUCGAGGGGAAGAAGCUGUGGAUGAUAAUUUGUAGAGCGGAAUAUAUACGACGGAUAAGUGGCUGCUGAAGUUGGGGGAGCUGGGCUGAGGAGUUGCUGUAUCAUAGAAAACACGACACUGCCACCACCCCCACAACCGUCGCCACCACCACACGCUAGAGGUGUUCAGGUUUUCACCCGUGGUUCGAGCCCGGCAUGAUACGUUGCCCGUACCUGCAUGAGAUGCACGAACGCCUUCUGGGACCAACGCCACGCCGCGCGAUUGCGAUAACGACGACGACGACGACGACAACCAGCGCCAAGAACGCUUUUCCACCCCUGGCCAAGCCGGAAAACACGAACCUGGACCAGCACUUUAACGGCGGCAGCCCGAUGGAUCGCGAAAGUGACUGCCUGCUCGAGAGCCGGCCCGACAGCCGACAGAUUGGCACGAUGGUUAAGCUCAACCCGGACGGAUUCGGGUCGCACACGACGCCGUCCCACCACAAAACACCGCUAGUGCCUUGCAACGGAACGACCGACGACGACGACGACGAUGACGAUUGCGACGAGCACGACGCGUUCGGUUCCACCGUCACCGACUCGGACGACGCGGGAAUCCACCUGCGGUCCCACAUCCGCAAGAUAAUCGAGGGCCGCAAGCCAAAGAAUGCCAACAUAUUUUGGGAACCCGUCACUGCCAAAAGGGCGAAGCGUCAUUUAAGGCGUUUAAGAACCUCCCUCUUCAUCGUAACCAGUCUAGUCUACGCGAUGCUGCUGAUCGUAGUGUGUGUCGCGUACGUCAUUAGUGACGUCACCACGCACCGGCUGCCGGUCAUCUACUACGAGGGCUUCUUCACCUACCUGUACGGGGCCAGCAUCCUGUUCCUGCUGUACGUGUUCUGCUUCCUGCUGCAAGAAAGCUCUUGUUGCAACGGAAAGCCCAAACCACCCAAAGAGAAGAAGCCAAAGAAGGAGAAGAAACCAAAGAAGGGUGACGCCGAAGCCGGUGCCGCCAAGGACGGAAAGGACGGCAAGGAUGCCAAGGACGGGAAAGAUGCCGGAAAGGACAAGGGCAAGGGUGCGGAGGACAAAUCUAGCAAGGCUUCCGCCAAGGCCAGCCCGUAUCAGGAAGUCUAUCCGAAGAAGAAGCGCGAUCUGCUGCGUGAAUCGCAACAGCGAGUUGCCCCCGUAGGUGGUGGAAGUAGUGUGGUCGUUGUUGUUGGCGGAAGUAGUAGUAAAGCUGGUGGCCACGUCAGCCGGCGACAUCAACCGAAGUCCGCUUCACAGGCCGUCGUAGAGCCGACCCCGGAUCCGGAAGUUGCCCUCUCGCCACGAUGCAAGCGCAAGACGACCACCGACCCCGUCCACGGAAGCUUCUUCCUGCGCGUGGGUGCCAUCGCCUUCGGCCUCGGCACUAUGAUCUACACCGGGCUCGAGUUUGGCUCCUUCUUCGAGAUCCCGUUCACCUCGCCCUGUCACCAGAUCCUGCGCGGCGUCAACCCGCUGCUCCAAAUGAUCUUCACCUUCAUGCAGAUGUACUUUAUCUUCAUGAAUGCCAGGCUCAACAUCCACCGGUUCAAGGUGCUGGCCCGGUUCGGCCUGAUGCACAUCGUGGCCACGAACGUGUGCGUCUGGAUCCGUACGCUGGUGCUGGAAUCGCUGAAGGAGAUUACCGCCCAUCAUCAGAACCGGGUGACCUCGGAGCCGGAGGACAAUCCUAUCUUGGAGAAUCUGAGACAGCACACGCUGCGGAACGCAGGAAUGGUCAUGGGUACGGAGUUGGGACCGCGCGAAGAUACCGAGUGGGAGCCGAUCAGUGUGAACUUGAACGCGCACGAAGAUUUGUCCCAGGAGAGCAGCGGCGUGCUUUCGAAGAUCAUCCAGAACACGGUGCAAACCAUUACGGAUGCUACGAGCACGACUACGCGAGCUAGCUCGACGAGUUCGUCGACAACUCCAAGCACGACUACGACCACGACGGCUUCGGCCAUCACCAGCACCAUAACUUCGACGGCCUCCAACCUGUUCGACCGCAUCCGUGACAUUGUCGUAGCCGAAACAACCUCCACCGAGUCCAGCUCGGAAGCUGCCCACCUGGACUCGACAACCGCUUCGACCACGACCACCACCGCCGGAGGAUCUUUCCUGGACCAGUUCGUUGACCACGUGGACUACAUGCAGCAGCGCAACAACAGCCUGGACCAGACGUACGAAUCGCUAGAGUCACUGUUCCCGCAGGCCUUCAUCGCGACCUCCACCGCCAUAUCGACCGCCAACGGCACCGUAGUCAGCUGUGGCCGCGUCAACAUCAUGGGAACCAUCGUGCAGGACUCGGCCCCGUAUCUGUACCCGUUCAUCAUCGAGUACUCGCUGAUCGGUGCCGCCGUGAUCUACGUCAUGUGGAAGCACAUUGGACGAUACCCCAAGUUCACCAGCGAGGAAGAUCUGGAGCACCGACUGGAGGUCAUGCUAUCGCGCCGCGCCGUCGUAAUGGCCCAGCAGGCUCGCACCGGACGGGUGGACUGCGUUGGAGCGUCCAAGGGACUAUUCUUCGGACUGUUGCUGCUGGUCGGUUCGUUGAUCUGUCUGAUUUUGUUCUUUGUGCUGGUUAGACAUCCGCAGCUGUCGCUGCUGGCGAUCUACCUGGCCGACGCUUCGCACUGCAUCCUGAUGGUGCUGGCCGUGUUUGCGAUCAUCAUUGGCUUUAUUCGCGUCCAAAACCUCAAGUUCCGCUGCGAGGAGCAGAGCAACCUGAACGACAUCCUGCUGCGCAUCUCCGCCUUCGGUUUGUUCAUCUACUCCACGUUCAGCGUGAUCGCCGGCUCGCUCAACGCCAUGGAGAGCGAACCGAACCUGCUCGUCAUGGUCACCGGAAUCGUCGCCGUCGUCCAGGUCAUCAUCCAGCUGCUGUUCAUCGCGGACGUUUCGCGCCGCCGCGUCCACCUGCCCGAGCACGACCGCAUCAAGCCGGGCCGCCAGAUCGUCACAUUCCUGCUGAUUUGCAACGUUUCCAUGUUUGCGAUCUACACCUUUGAGGCGCAAAAGGUGACCUCCAAUCCGGUUCAACUCGAGUUCUACGGCUUCCUGGCCUGGUCGCUGAUCCAGCGCGUCACCCUGCCGCUGUGCAUCUUCCACCGCUUCCACAGCGCGGUCACGCUAGCCGAGAUCUGGAAGUCCACCUACAAGGCACGUCUGGAAUAAGUGGCCGAAGAGCCGAAGAUCCGAGCCGACGGCGACGAUGGUGAAGAUACGCACACGCAUCCAUCACCGGCACCACCACCAUAAGAACCAGAACACAAGACAACAGUCACGAUUGCACUCACACAUUCAUAAAAGUAAAUGCGAUAAGCAAAACGUGCUCACGAGCGGAAACGAUGACGUAAGCAGCGAGCGAGCGAGCGAGAGAGAGUGCGCGCGCGCUCUGAGCUGCGCUCACCAAUACUUGUAAAAGUUGGAGAAGUUGGAGAGUUUUUGGUCUACUCUCUAUCUCUUGGAAUCUCUUUUUUUCACAUGACAAGACGGUUCUUCUCUCGUUUUUGGAAAGGAAUAAGAUUUUUUGCAGGUCUUACAGAUUUCAAAUAAAACAAUGUAAAUGGGCUAAAGUCGAAGUGUAAACAAACAGUAUGUCUUUCUUACGUCAAUGAAUGUUUGCAUUAUAAAAGAGCAGUACAGACUUUACAUCUUUGAAACUUUUUGAUUGUUUCUCGCAGUUUUUUCAACUGUCACUUGUACUCAAUUUUGAGUUCAGUUUGGUGAAAAAUGCGAUUUCAAAAUGUAAACAAAUAACUAUCUAGUAAUCGAGUCUUCAAAAGUUAAGUCCGUUUUUUUAAGAAAUAUUUACAUUAAAAUGAUGGAUUCAAAAAUUUACUAAAACAUUCAAAGUAUGUUUACAUGGCAGCUGAACGUUUGUUUGCAUCAGAUUUCCUAUUUCUUUCUAGGAAAAGUGAUUUGUUAGGCGAUUUCAAGCUGGUUAUUUUAUACUGUCCGCUCGAUAUGUCAAACAUCAUACUUCGCAGGGGUGUGACAGCUCGAGCUCGAUCAUUGUUUGCAUCAGGACAGGAGGAGAAGGUCAUCAUUUUUGGGUUGAAUUAUAUUUUUUUCAUUGGGCCUAGAAAGCCUUAUUGACGGCGUACGGCACUUCACCUAAAUUCUCUACCAAAAAUCGCGGAGGGAAUGUACUGACUGUCACUUCAAAGAGGCAAGAGAGAACUCUCUCCUAAGUUUUUCUCUUUCAAUAAAUACUCAAUGAAACUCUUCUGAAGUAGAUUCUUUCGCGGCUGAUCGCGAGAAAAAUCUUCUAAUGAGAAUGAGAGAUGUCUGCGUCAACGUACGAAGAGAGAGAACAAAAGAGAGAGAUCGCGCGCUCAAAAAGGCAUCCAAAACAAAUAUCACACAGUAGUAGUGAGUGCGCGUGCAAACACACCUUCUCUUUGUAUGGGUUCGAUCGGUUUUAACGUUUCUGGUGCAGCAGCAGUGCGGCCAGAUAUGCUCAUUUUUUUCGGAUUCCGUAAAUGUGAGGCAUUUUUUCUACACCUUUUUCGAGUCUUGAUUUCCCGGAACGUCUCUAUAAUCAAUUUCGGAGUAAAACAACAAACAAAUAGUAGUGAAAAUAUUUAUAUUGAAACCGAAGAGUGUAUCACACAAAGUCAUAAACACAGUCAAACAGCGUACUUAAAUUAUUUAUUUAUUAACUUAAGCACGAUGUGAGCCGUUUUUGCGAUGAGUUCUUUUUUAUAUAUAUCAUGUGAACAUAAAUGAGAGAUCCCGUAGCAACUAACCAGCAAGAGGAAGGAGAAAAAAAACUAAGUAUAAAUCGUACUUUCAUCACGUUGUAAUAGUGUAUCGUAAACAUACCAAACUAAACACAAGUAAAGAAUCCCUUAAGAAAGUAAAAGAAAUGAAUCGUAUAUUGGUAGUUAUAAAAUUUGAAAAUUUUACUCAGAAUAUUAAAAAUGCAUACAAAAAAAACUCACCCACAACUUCACCCAUUAGGAAAAGUUGAAUAACAAAAAAAUAACACGCGGAAAAGUGGCAAUAAAAAGGAGUCAGAAUUUUGACAGUUUGCGGUGGCCAAAUGGGUGAAUCUUGUUCAAAUCUAUGUGUAGUUGUUAGAUUAGUAACAUGUCACAUAUUUAAGUCAUAACACAAUCUCAAGCGGCAUCAACAGCAUCCCAUAAUUGAAAAUAGCAAAACGAUUUUUCGCAGUUUGAGAACCACCCUAACCCACACACACACACAUACACACAUUGAUAGAGAAAUCAAGAGGAAACAGAAAACAAUGAGGCAACGAUAACCGGUAGUAAAAAAAGAAGUGGAAGAAAACAACAUUAAUAAAAACACAAUGACAAGGCAGUUUUUUUUUAUUGAGAUAUGUAAGUAAAAUUUGCCCACCAUAUUUACAAUACAAAAUAAAAAACGUAAAGGAGAAAUAAUUAAAAUGUCAAAUUUUUCAAAAUUGUUAAAGUUUAUUGAAUACAAAGGUAAAGCUUGGCACUUCCGUUCGCUGAAGUGUCAUCGUAAACAAACAAACACACACAAACAUUGAAAUUUUCUUCUCAAAACGUCACCUUUUUACGUUCUUAGUUAGUCCCGUGCUGUGAUAUUUUAGUUGAACCAUUAUUUCUCUACACUAACUAAAUAAGGCCAAAAUCUCCCUCAUUUCACGUCACAGUGCACGUUCAUCAGUCAAACUCUCCCCUCCUUUCACUAAUACACAUGCGUUCGAAAGGAAACACAUUUAUACACACACACACUUACACACUUAUGAUGGACCAGACUCUAGUUUCGAUACUCUUUCGCGCGUUGAUUUACACAAGUAAAAUUAGUAACGGAAGCGUUUAAACAAACUCAAACCGAUAAAGAAAACACUUUUAUUGAGGAAACCUUUUUAAAAUGUAACUUUUUAGAUGAAAACAAAAAAAAAAGAAACGAACGAGGACGACGAGUUCAGAAGGCCAAAAGUAUAUAUAUAUUCUGUCGAAGUAAAUUGAAGAGGAAAUCUGCAGAAAGAAAGCAAAAAAAUCAUUCCAUCAGCUCAAACCAGUAGUGAACGAAACACGUGAGAAACGAAAUAAAAAAAAAACUAUUGAUUGGUCAAUACUUGUAGCCAAGACUUUACGAAACAAAAAAGAAACCCCGUAUUGAGAAUAAUCCUCCCUUAAACUGAAAGACCCACACUCUCAAAAUUUGAUGUUUAGCUCUUUUAGCGUGUCUACGACAACCAAAACAAAAUCAGAAGAAUACCACCAAUACCAACAGAGAGCUAGAAGAGCCGUCAAUUCUCAGUAGUGUCGUAAUGAGUAGCGCCAGACCGCCUUUGACGCACUCUCUCGCGGAGCUAAGAGCUAAGCAAGUAGCUAAAACAAAACCAGUAGAAAUGACCUUUUCUCCAGAAAAUUAAACCCGGAACAGAACGGAAGCGAAACCGAAAAGAGGAAAGAGCCCGUAAAACACUGCCGAUAUUUACAACCACAUCCAAAAAUCUCACACAAGACCACUCACACUCACAAAACAGACGCAGCGAAAGACACCGCGCGAAGCGAGAGAGCGCAAGUGCGCGCGAAGCGCGGUUGAUGAGGUGAGAGCGCGCGCGUUGCUACGCAACGGGCAGCAAACUUGUUUGUGUAUUUGUUGUUGCGACGAAACGACGAAGCGAUGGAAACUAAUAAUCAAAAUUAAAUGAACGCAAAGAAAUGUUUGAAGAAAAAUUAAUAACGACACAUGUUUAAACGUGAAAUGUCUAACUAGAAAGAAAGAGAAAAAGAAACCUACUAACACACAAACAAACACAUCUAACACAUAGAAGGAAACCCAAUCGCGGUAACAAUUUGUUGGUUAAGGUGAAAAUAAGUUUUUCUACUCGUUUUAAGCUCUAUUUUUAUACGAAUGCGAACGAAACUCUGAACAAAACAAAGAAUGAAACAAGUGAGAGAAACCGAGUCAAUAAUCGUGGCGAAAAAAAAGAAGAAAUGUUGCAUUUUUGUCGAUUCCGUUUUGUACAAGAAAUACUAAAAAGAAAAAGUUAAUGAAAACAAAAAAUACUAACGCAAAAAAAAUAGCGUUUGAAUUGUGUACCUAAAACGAUAUGUUUCGAAAACCCCUGAGUUGAUUGACACUUGACAAGAGAGACAAACAAAAAAUCUGACAGAGUUUGACACCAUAGCGAGAGUUUGAAGUUUGAAGAAAAAGGUUGUUUGCCGAACCCCCUUUACAGAGAACAAAAACAAUAGAGUGUGACACAGCUACCCAAUUACACGAAUACAUACACAGAAACAGAAAUAUAGCAAAUAAAACCGGAAAAAAAACACAAUGGCAGAAGCAUUGUUGGGCGAACAUUUGAGGGGGAAACAAAAGAAAACAA